Molecule: messenger RNA, 984 nt
Organism: Schizosaccharomyces osmophilus
Lineage: Eukaryota; Fungi; Ascomycota; Schizosaccharomycetes; Schizosaccharomycetales; Schizosaccharomycetaceae
Gene: thi2
Product: thiazole biosynthetic enzyme
Exons: 1
Coding region: 1-984 (327 amino acids)
Biological process (GO): thiamine biosynthetic process
Source: RefSeq, a predicted model, not a curated record
AUGGCCCCUGCUACUGCUGUUGCUCAAUUUCAAGAUUUUUUUAAGGCUGACCAACUUGCCGCUGACAAGGAUAAUGUUCUUGUUAAGACUGAGCAAAAUGCCUUAACAAAGUCUUUCCCCAAUUACCAUUUGGACAAUGAGUUUAACUUCUCUCCUAUCCGUGAAAGCACUGUCUCUCGUGCCAUGACACGUCGCUACUUUGCUGACUUGGACAAAUAUGCCGAGUCUGACAUUGUUAUUGUCGGUGCAGGAUCUGCCGGCCUCACCGCCGCUUACUAUCUUGGUACUCGCCGUCCUGACCUGAAGAUUGCAAUCAUCGAGGCCUCUGUUGCUCCUGGCGGUGGUGCCUGGCUGGGUGGUCAACUUUUUUCCGCCAUGGUCGUCCGUAAACCUGCCGACGCCUUUUUGAGAGAAAUUGGUGUUCCUUAUGAGGAUGAAGGCGAGUAUGUGGUCAUCAAGCAUGCCGCUCUCUUCACUAGUACGGUCAUGGCCCGCGCUCUUUCUCUUCCCAACAUCAAGCUCUUCAACGCUACCGCUGUAGAAGAUUUGAUUGUUAAGGCUGAUCAAGAUGGCAACCAACGUAUCGCUGGUGUUGUCACUAACUGGACCCUUGUCUCUUUAAACCACGGCCUUCAAUCUUGUAUGGAUCCCAACACCAUCAACGCCCAUUUGAUCCUUUCCGCAACUGGUCAUGACGGUCCCUUCGGUGCGUUCUGCGUUAAGCGUGCUCAUCAAGCUGGCCUUGUCCCCGAUCUUGGCGACAUGCGCCCUCUUGACAUGAACCGUUCUGAAAACCUCAUUGUAAAGGGCACUCGUGAAGUAUAUCCCGGCUUGGUUGUGUCCGGUAUGGAGCUUUCUGAACUCGACGGUGCCAAUCGUAUGGGACCUACCUUUGGAGGUAUGAUGUUCAGCGGCAUUAAGGCCGCUCAAGAAGCUCUCAAAGUCUUUGAAGAGCGCAAGGCUGCCAACGAAAAGUGUAUUUAG